GACAGUUAUAAGUUUUGACAUCUAUGCUAUAACAUAACCUAAAAACCAAAACUAGUGUAUAAAAAUAUCUCAUUUUAAAUAUUAUCUACCUUAAUUAAAUAUAUAUUAUUUUCAUAGUUAAAGUAACUUACAUUUUUGUUUAAAAUAAAAUGUUAACCAGAGUUCAGUUCAGGCGAAAUUUUAGACUUAUCACCAGAUGUUUAUCUGAUAAACCUUCGGAUGGCGAGGAGAAGACGCCAGAAAUAAAAGUAAAACCGGAGAAAAAAACGGAUUCAAGUAAAGAAAAAAUUCAGGAACUGCUAAAAUUAAUGAUGACUGAGCCUAAAAUAUCUGAGAGCGAGUAUAGAGAGAAGUUCGCUACAGCGCCAGAUGUGUUGGGUAAACGGAAACAGAAAGCCGAUGUAAUAGAAGCGAAAACAGAGAAGAUAGAGGAGAGCAUUACUAAAGCAGCAUCAGAAGUGGCUCAAGCAAUCGGUGGUGAUGUUAAGCAAACUGAAGCAGAAUUAUUGUCAAAAGUUCUUGGAAAAAUCAACCAAUCAUCAACUACACUUAGUGAUUUGUUAAUUGGCAUGAAAGUGGACCGCUCAAGAGACAGUGAUGAGACUCUUCAGUCAGAAACAAGAGGACAGCAAGUUAAACGUCUUGUUGAUAAAACAAGACAGAGCAUACAAAAAACCAGAUUCACACAACGUAAAGAAAAACCUACCUCAACCCAAAUAACUAAAAAGAGCUUACCUCAGGUUAAUAAAAUAGAUAUAUUUAGUGGUGAGCCACUUGGUAUCUUUAGAGCUAAAGAAUCUAACUUUGGCACUAAGUUGGAAGUGUGGGACAAAUUAAAAGAACGUGAGCUGACUUUGGCGACAACACAGCCACCAGCCAACUAUUUCCAAAAGAUGAUAUUAUGGACAGAACAAGGCAAAAUCUGGAAGUUCCCUAUAAACAAUGAACAAGGUAUGGAGGAAGAACAAAACAUUCACUUCUCAGAGCAUGUCUUCCUUGAUACUCAUCUCGAAGGUUGGUGCCCCAAGAAGGGCCCCAUCAGACAUUUCAUGGAGCUGGUGUGUGUAGGGCUUUCCAAAAAUGCUUUCUACACCGUACAAGAGAAGAAAGAUCACAUAAUGUGGUACAAAGAAUACUUUGAAUCCAAGAAGGAUAUUCUAACAGAAGUUGGUGUGUGGGAAUCGCAAUCAAAGAAUGCUGAAACAACUUCUGUAUAGUAGUUAUUUAAAGAGUAUAUUAUAUAACAAUUGUUUCAAUAUACGAAGUUAGUCAAGUUAUAAACGGAUUUUAAUUUUAA
Galleria mellonella (greater wax moth) is the source of this 1297-nucleotide messenger RNA. It is a transcript of the gene mRpS31, whose product is annotated as 28S ribosomal protein S31, mitochondrial. Bases 150 to 1217 code for a protein of 355 amino acids. The record is from RefSeq and is a predicted model, not a curated record. The transcript is spliced from 6 exons. Gene Ontology annotation, molecular function: structural constituent of ribosome. Lineage: Eukaryota; Metazoa; Arthropoda; Insecta; Lepidoptera; Pyralidae. Gene Ontology annotation, cellular component: mitochondrial small ribosomal subunit.